AUGGUGAUACCUAGGCUAGAAAGUAUUUCAUCCACCACAAUUAGCUUCCCAUCACUUGAAAACGUUCGUAAAUUAGAAGCUGCUUGCAACUUAAAUAGUGGUAACCUACGAUACCUGUUAUCUAAAUGUACCAAUGUCAAAGAGCUAGUGAUUUACAGCUUAAACUAUUCGAAAACAAUGGAUUAUGUUCCCUCAAUAUCUACUAUGUUAGAUGCUACCCACGAUUUUCUAAGACACGAUAUGUGGUUAAAGAGCAGUUUUGCGAAAUACGAAUGCAGGGCAUGUAGAAAGUCUAUGAAAAAAAAGGUCGAAAUCAUAAACAGAAUGACAAAUAUUUUGUUGCGCGAAUCUUUCGAUCAUAGCAUAAGGAACAACUUAACGAGUCUGACUUUGGCUAGUUGGGGGUUUGACGAGAAAAACAUUGUGUUGCUGAAAAAUUUUUAUAAUCUGCAAACACUCAUCCUUGAUUGUGCCUUUUUCAACAAUAAAAUAAUUGAAAACUUGCCAGAUCGGCUCGAAACACUCGAAAUAGUUGCGAAACAGAACUUUGCAGAGGCGAAUUUUCGUCUAGUAAAUUUUGAUCCAGUCGUACUGAAAAAGCUGAAGGAACACAAAGGAAUAACAAAUUUGACACUUGCUGGUUGGUUUCUGACAAAUACCCGCAUUUUUGAUUGUUUACCGGUUAACUUGCUAACUCUAAAAAUCAUGUGCUCGUCUUGGGUUAGCAGCUUAACCCCUGAAAAUGUCGUAGGGACAGUGAUUAUUAAGAAAUUGAUUCUUGGGCUGGAUGAUCCGAAUUACUCCAUACCAAUUUACAUCGACACCAAUCCAAUGAGAAGGCAAUACUACAUGAUAUUCAAUUUUCUUAGGAGCUUCCUCGAUUUUGAGAGUUUAGAGGAGUUAGCUCUUGAGACAAGGGAUGAGUUAGUAAGCAUUGAUAAGGUGACAUAUCGAAUUAAGUAA
Molecule: messenger RNA, 963 nt
Organism: Vavraia culicis subsp. floridensis
Lineage: Eukaryota; Fungi; Microsporidia; Pleistophoridae
Exons: 1
Coding region: 1-963 (320 amino acids)
Source: RefSeq, a predicted model, not a curated record